AUGGACUCGAACAUCUCAAAAUACGCAGAUAUGCAAAAAGCCAUUCAAAUGGAACUGGAAAAACUUGAGACAGAGGAGGCUACACUGAUUGAGGGCUUGAAUAACAUGUUGAAUCAGAAAGUGUUCCUAGAAGACAAAGUUAAAGGACUUUCAAAGCUCAUUCCGUCGCUCAAAGUCAUAAAAAAUGAAGCACAGGACCUGGUGAAUACAGUCAAUGAUAUAUCAGACUCCUCAGAAAAAAUCAGCAGUAAAAUUCGAUCUCUAGAUAAAGCAAGAAGUCGUGUAGAUGAGUGUCAGCUAAGAGUGAGUGAUCUGAUUGACCUAGAAAUAUGCUCUCAAGGUGUACAAGCAGCUAUUUUAGACUCUGACUAUGAAAAAGGUGCUGCCCAUGUUCACAGGUUCUUAUCUAUGGACCAGUCACUCUUGAAAAGGACUGCCAAUGAUAUGGACAAUGUCAGUAACAUGCUCAAGUCUGUGAGGACUCUGCAAGAUGCUGCUAGUCAAUUGAGAGCCAUAGUUGAGCAUAAAUUCAAUGAAGCUGUCACCACAGAAGAUUUACUGUCCAUUGAGAGAUUCUUCAAAAUUUUUCCACUUUUGGGAAUGCAUGAAGAGGGGAUCAAGGAGUUUUGCACUUACUUGAGGUCUAAAGUUUGCUUAGUAGCUGAUAAAAAUUUGAAAUCUGCAAUAAACACACCAGUUUCUGAUAAACGGUAUAGUGUUAUCUAUGCAGACACUUUAACAUUGCUGUUUGAAGGACUGGCUAGAGUUUUGGACAAGCACCAGCCUCUCAUUGAAACAUACUAUGGACCUGGUAGGUUGUUGUCUGCUAUUUCUAUUCUGCAGAAAGAGUGUGAUGUGCAAACAAAGAGGGUAUUGCUUGAGUGGGCAAGAUCCAGACAGAUCCACAAGAAGGUGCAGCAAAUUAAUGAACUGUCUAGAAUGAGUUCCAGCUCCAGCUUUUCCAAAAUGGAGAAAAUUGAUCCUAAGGAUUUGGAUAUUCUUAUUGGUGAAAUAACACUGAUGCAUUAUAGAACAGAGCUCUAUAUCAAGUUUAUACAAAGAAAAGUUACUUCAGAUGCAGAUGUUGGUAUACCAAAUCAAGAUGAAAGAACCAAGGUUGUGCAAUCCUUGGAAAAACUUAUCAAAAACAGUGAACUCAGUCAAUGCAAACAUGAACUGCUAUCUCAUUAUCUUAGGUUAGAACAGUACUACAUGGAAGAAUCUGUAGCAAAAGCAGUAGCAAUGGACACACUAGAACCUGGACAGCAAACUUCAAGCAUGGUUGAUGACACAUUUUUCAUCAUCAGAAAAUGCAUCAGACGUUCUAUAUCCACUGGUUCUCUUGAUGGUAUUUGCGUCAUAAUAAACAAUGCUUGUCGCGUUUUGGAAAGUGAUUUUGGGGAAAUUUUGCGCCAAAGGUUGAGGCAAGGGUAUCCCUCGGGGUACUUGGACUUGACUCAAGCCUACAAUGUUCUGCAUACCUCCAUACAGCAAGGGAGGCUCCAGUCUGGGGACACUGAACAGUCAAGAACUGCUUUUGUGGUGGCUUUGAAUAACGCCGAUAGUAGCACAGACUACAUAGACGCCCUGUGUGAGUAUGUGAUGAAAGAAAUUGGGCAGUCCGUACCGAAUUUGAACGCAAAUGAAAAGGGAAAACUAGAAAGCUGCCUUUCUGGUCUGUCAUCUGUUACUACCAACCUCAAGGACUUGAUUGAAUAUGGCACUCAGCAGCUGAGGUCUACUGCAAUCAAACCCAGGAUAAAUCCUUGGGUGGAUGCUUUUUUGAAUGCUAACCAUCACUUGACAGAGGAUGAAUUAUCAGCUUAUGAGGCAGGAGAGUCUUUUGUUCAGACUUUGAUUAUGAAUUUGGAGACUCUGCUGUCUUCUUUCAAGGACAUCCUGUCUUCGUCGAAUUAUGAUUUAUUCACACAGGUGCUUACUGCUGAGGUGACAAAUAGGUUUGAGAAGGUCAUCAAAAAGUGCACUUUCAAUAGGCUGGGUGGUUUAGUGUUGGACAAAGAGGUACGAUCGCUGGCCGGGUACAUGACCGCCAACACUUCUUGGUCUGUGAGAGACAAGUUCGCUAGGCUGACGCAAAUGGCGACCGUGCUGAAUUUGGAACAGGUGGCCGAGAUCCACGACUACUGGGGCAGCCACGAUGGGGCCCUGACUUGGCGAUUGACCCCUUCUGAACUCAGAAGUGUCUUAUCUUUGAGAACGGAUUUCAAAGUGGAAGAUAUAAGAAGACUGAAGCUUUAA
Messenger RNA from Phaedon cochleariae (mustard beetle), 2259 nucleotides. NCBI's taxonomy places the organism in Eukaryota, Metazoa, Arthropoda, Insecta, Coleoptera, Chrysomelidae. The record is from the annotation of a GenBank genome assembly.